AGAUUAUGAUGGUAUAACUGGACAUUAGUAGAUGGCCAUAUUUUUUGCUCAAUUCGUUUGGUUCGUGUAGCUCAUUGUAAAAUUAGGUUGAGUUGACACAAGUAUUAGAAAAAAAUGUUGUCAAGAUUGGCCGUACGAAAUGUGGCCAGCUGUUGGCCUGCAUUGACACGAACAUCAAGUAGUGUACCUCAAAAAAUAGAAACAGCAUCUGUAACAGCCACCGGACAGCGAAAAUCGCAACCAAUUUAUCCAUCUCCAGUACGACAUGGAUUUAUUCCAGAAGAAUGGUUUCAAAUUUUUUACAACAAAACUGGAGUUACUGGACCAUACAUGUUCUUCAUUGGUCUGUCAACUUUCCUACUUUCGAAAGAAUUCUAUGUAUUAGAUCAUGAAUUUUAUACCGGUGUAGGAGUACUUGCGACAAGUAUAUUAGUUGUCAAAACAGUUGGACCUGUUGCGACUAAAUUUUUCGAUCAAGAAAUGGAAAAAGAAGAUCAACAAUUAGAAGAAUCUCGUAAUGCCGAAAAACAAGCUUAUGAGAACCAACAAGCUGCCUUAAAGAGAGAGCAAUGGAGAACAGAAGCCCAAAAAAUGAUCAUAGAUGCUAAGAAAGAAAAUAUUAAAAUUCAACUUGAAGCUUGCUACCGAGAACGCGCGUUCAAUGCUUAUAAUGAGGUGAAAAAACGUUUAGAUUAUCAACUUCAACUUGCUGGAGUUCAUCGUAGAAUAGCGCAGAAACACAUGGCUCAAUGGAUAAUAAAAAAUGUUCUUAAAUCAAUUACUGCAGAACAAGAGAAGGCUGCUUUGCAACAAUGUCUCGCUGAUCUUCAAGCACUUGCACCUAAAUAAAAAGUAAUGAUAAAAAAUUAAGAAGAGUAAAGAACUGUAAUAAAAGAUAUGAUAGAAAAAGUA
Molecule: messenger RNA, 912 nt
Organism: Chelonus insularis
Lineage: Eukaryota; Metazoa; Arthropoda; Insecta; Hymenoptera; Braconidae
Gene: ATPsynB
Product: ATP synthase subunit b, mitochondrial
Exons: 4
Coding region: 115-849 (244 amino acids)
Biological process (GO): proton motive force-driven ATP synthesis
Molecular function (GO): proton-transporting ATP synthase activity, rotational mechanism
Source: RefSeq, a predicted model, not a curated record